CAUCAAUCUUUUGUUUCUGUGUUUUAUCUUUCUUAGUUUUCUCAUUUUGUUGUUAUUGUAACAUGUUUUACUCGUCUUCCUUGGACCUGCUUUGAGGCUUGUACCAGCAUCCUCCUCACGAUGGCUGAUGGAGACUAUAGCACUAUCAGGUUCUCUGUUGGGGGCUAGUUGAGCUAUGGUCGUGCGGUGUGUUCCCCACUCCUGAUACCUUCUUGCCGCUAUAUAAUGAGUUGGCGUCAGGUGCGUAGUAUUUUAGAUAUUCCAAUUGCCUAAUUUACCCCUAUGCUCAACUAGCCCCGCUUUAUCCUACUGCUAACCUCAAAAAACUCAAAAAUUGGAUUAGUGACAUGCCCAAGUGUCUUUAAGAUCCUUAUAGUAGUCGCGGUACACCGGUAGCUGCUUCAGUACACACAACACACAAAAUCCCCAGAAAACCAAAAUAGUGAUGGACGUCAGGUAUGACCUAGAACUCAUCUUAAAAUUAAGUUUAUAAAUUUCUUUUUUGAUCACUUUACACUUUAGUAGGAACUUGUUCAGGAAAGAAAUGCGUAGUUGCUAAGUUCUUGGGAUAUUUAGUAGACAUUAAACUUGCGAGCAUGAUAACUUAUUUGUUCAUGGACAUUGAAUAAAAAAGGAAGAAGCAAUACGAGAACAGAACUUGAUCAGUUGGACUACUUACCUUCUUGGUGAUUUAAAAAUGAAUUAUAGUAAAGGGUUUAUAAAAGAAGCUUAAACAAUCUUGAACACCCUAUGUAUAUACGAUCUUUGAUGGCUUUGAUUAAGCAUCCGUGUCAUUUUACCCUAAUUUCUGGGUCACCUCCUUUGUAAUGCUCAUCUCCUUCCCCCACCUCUUAGCAGAUUAUUCAUAGCACUCCCACAGUAGCAAGAUGAAUCGGAACUUGAAAGCAUCUCCUCAGACUGAGGCAGAUCGACGUUUGCUUCAAUAUGAAAAUUACGAGCAUUAUUUGGACUCCUUGGGGACAAAUCAGGAUGAAUGCUAUCUACAAAGCGUGGAGGUUGCCAGACAAGUUGCCGAGUUGGGGUACAGAAGUUCAGGAGAAACACUGAGUCGGGAGCAGUUUGAAAAAAGGCUUGCUGCUGUAUAUCAAUACCUGUUCCCACCCUAUACACCAUACCAUGCAACUAGUGAAGGUAUGAUUAAGGAUGACCCACUAAAGAUUGAACUGGCUCUUCGAGAAAGAUCGAACAGGGUGGGUAUAUUAUCAACGAUCAUAUUCAUAAAGCUGGAAACAAGAGCUGGCUACGAAAUAUCUGGAUACCUGGAUUAUGGUGACAAGUUAAUCGUAGAAGAUUGGAAGCCGAUCUUUGUAGGUCGCAAGAAGAUAAUAGGUACCUAAAACCAUAGAUCUUGGUUAUUAUAACUGGAGAUCUGGGAAAGUAGUUUGCAAUGAUUCCAGUCAUUUCAAGGUGAAGCAGGAUCCUGCUAAAGGGUUGAUUUUCCAAAAUCGCUUCGACAGAAAAAUAAUCAACCCAGCCCCUGGCUGCAAUCCUGGAGCAAAUACGACCAGGAAGAGAGUUUACACGCCUAUGUAUCAGCUAGUCAUACUAUUCGAUCAUAUUGUCAGUCAGAGGAUUUAAUGGAAAUAUAAUUGAAAUCCAAAAUUUAUA
Messenger RNA from Acanthoscelides obtectus, 1629 nucleotides. The record is from the annotation of a GenBank genome assembly. NCBI's taxonomy places the organism in Eukaryota, Metazoa, Arthropoda, Insecta, Coleoptera, Chrysomelidae.